AUGAACGUCGAUAUUAGAGCAACGAAUCCAAUCUCUAACAAUACUGUAGCAGUUUAGUUGACUUAUGUGCUUUCAAUAUUCGCAAAAUGAUCAAUACUAAGGGAUAAAUAAAAUAGAGCUUUCGUUUCCAUGUCCAAACUUUAGCAAACAUUAGCGAAAUGGAGCCGGAGCUGACUGAGAGCAAAACCAUGCCCUCUCAUAAACACAGCACCAGUGUCGUCGAUAAAUGGGUGUUUCUCGCCCCCAUGAUCAACAGCUGCAAGUUGCACCUUACAACUGUCAGAUCACUAGGGAGAGCACAAACGACGCCUGACUCUCAAGAUCUUGUGAAAGAAACACACACAAGUACCAGCACCCAGACAAUUAUUCAUCCGUGCCCAGAAAACAAAUUACAUGCUUGCCGCCAGAAAAGAGUUGUCCGGACUCCGCCAGUGCCAUCAUUUGCCAGUGACAACUGUACAGAUUCAUCUGCACAUAAUCUAGUACUACUACUGGGCGGUGAGUCAUCUUCACAUGCUGCUCACAGAACUAGAGACAAACCCAGGAGGUCAACCCACAGUGCUGGAGCUUCUCACGGCCAAAAUACAUUCAACGCUGCUAAGCCUGCAAGGCUUUCUGCAGGACUUAAACACAAUGCUGCGCCUGGCUGUUCCUCCACUCGGUUACCUUUAGCAUCCAGCUUGCAUCGGGUUGACUUGGACAGGCGCUUUUUAGAAGAAUGCCCCCAGCUUGGCAUUAUGGAGGACCUGCAACUUCUCAGCCUCCAGCACAAUCUAAUCACAAGGAUCCAACACCUGUCACAUCUUCAACAGCUUGUUUUCCUGAACUUGCAUGACAAUCACAUCUCUGAUAUGACUGGCAUCGAAGUUCUAAGGUCUCUCAGGAUACUCAUGCUGGGGAAGAACAGAGUUCAUAAAAUUUGCAGUCUGGAAAGCCUGUCCAAACUGAAUAUCCUGGAUUUACAUGACAAUAAGAUCUGCAGGAUAGAAAACAUGUCUCACCUGAGUGAGCUGCAAAUCUUGAACCUGGCAGGAAACAGCAUCUCCACAGUGGAAAACCUGCAAGGCCUGGACUCUUUGACUGAACUCAACUUACGGCACAACCACAUCUCUGUUGUGACCGAGGUGGACCGCCUGCCCUGCUUGCAGCGACUGUUUCUCAGCUGCAACAACAUCUCCAGUUUUGAUCAGCUAGUCUGCCUUGGAGAGUCUCACACCCUUUCUGAGCUCACCCUGGAUGGGAAUCCCGUAGCCCUGGAGACAUGGUACAAGCAGGCCGUCCUGCGCUGUGUGCUUCAUCUGAGACAGCUGGACAUGAAGCGCAUCACAGACGAGGAUCGGCGUAUGGCAGGUGUACAGGCUCGAAAAGAGGAGGAAAAGAAGCGGGAGAGUCACAAGCAGACCAUUCAUAAGGAGAAGCGGCGUCUGGCAAUCCGUAAUGCAGCACAGCAGUGGGAGGGAGUCAGGGCCUGUCUGGAGCUGCCACCAACGAACGGUGCUAAAGAAGAAGUCAGUCCAGAGAACAGCCCUGCUCACAGCCCCGCCCAGACCAAUGGCCACGCACAGGAGCCUUCUCCGGACGAGCCGAGGCGGAUUAGUCCAGGUUCAGGACCAGAGCGACCAUCUGGGGGAACAGAAAGCCGACUCCGCACCAACAGCCGUCCUAACAGCCCCCGAGAUCCCAAACUUGUGGAGACAGGGAGCGGCAGUGUUCAGAGCUUGUCCUUGUCUGACAGUCACCUGGCGGAGCUAGAUGGAGAUACCCUACGUUUAUUCGGACUCGGAGCCCUGGAGGCCCUGGAGCGGGGCUGGGGCGUUCAGACCGCUGGUGCUGUCACUGUAAUAACCUUUCGCUACAUCAACUUUGAUGCCAUUGUACCAACACUGCCGCGAUUAAGGAUCAAGUUCCCAAAUCUGUUGCACCUGAUCUUCCUGGAAACCAACAUCAGCCGCCUGCCCCAGCUGGCGGCCCUGGCUCAGGUGAGGCGUCUAGACCAGCUGACCAUCCAUCCAGAGGGCAACCCAGUGGUCAGUCUGGCUCUGUGGCGCUCCUUCAUCAUCUACCGCCUCUACCACUUCAACCUGCAGAGGAUCAAUGGCCAGGAGGUGACCAUGAAUGAUGUGAUUGCUGCAGAGCGUGUGUUUGGGACACUGGGUCAUAUAGCAGCCACUGAAACUCCACGUUGCCGUCUCCUCCUCCUGCUGGAGGAGUCCAGGAAGCGCCAGCUGCAGUUCUUGUUGGAGGGUCGUGGCCGGCGGGCAGGACUGAGUCCAGAGGAGCUGCGGGAUAACGGAAAACUAAUGGGAGAAGGCCUGAGCAGAGCGUUGUUUAACUACCCGAGCAGAGACUGCAGCGCAGAAAGUCCUGAGGAGGGCACUGUGGAGUCAUCAGAGCGCGCUGCCAUGAUAGAGCAGUACCUCCAGGAGCUGGUCCAAAGGGCAUCAGACACCAAUCUGAAGGGUGAGGCUCUGCACAAGCUCUGGCCCUCCAUGUUCGCGGAGAUGGUCAGAGACUGUGUGUUGGAGAUGAGGGACCGAGCAGCCUUUCGCCAAACCAGCCUGGCCAAGCUCUCUGAGACUAAGUGAGAGGAACCAAAGGUUCACUCUUUGACCACACACAUGCGCACAUGUGGACAUAGCUACCCUGGGCACCUCCUUGGCUUCAUUUCACACUCCAUCAGAUCAUCACUGAAUCACUGAAAGGUAUAUUUCCUAGUCUGUUGGACACUCUUUCUUGAGAUGGAUGUAGAUUAUUUUAAAGAUGUCUGAAGAAAUUGUCACGAUAAAGGCAACUGAAUGUGGACCGAAUGUGGACCGAAAGCACAGUUUGAUUCUUAAGAACUGUGAAAAAAAGUUAAAAGGGUUUGGGGUGCAUCGCGGUUCCUACGGAGCAUCCUGUGCACUUUAAAAGCGUCCUUGAAUGACCCCUCUGCCCUGUCAUCACCAUCAGCUGAAAAUGACCAGUGUCUCCUUUCUUGAGACUAGAAUGAUUUUUCCGUCUUAACAUGCGUCUCAUGCACCGCUCUGUCACUUCCUCCUGCCUGACGUAAAUGCAAGGGCACAGACAAGGACAAGGUCUUUCUUUGUUUACCACUGAUUUUCUGUAUUGUACUUAGUAUUAAAAGAUUCUGCAUUAACA
This is a messenger RNA of Mugil cephalus (flathead mullet), 3138 nucleotides long. Its product is annotated as leucine-rich repeat-containing protein 49. The record is from RefSeq and is a predicted model, not a curated record. Lineage: Eukaryota; Metazoa; Chordata; Actinopteri; Mugiliformes; Mugilidae. Gene Ontology annotation, molecular function: protein binding. The coding region runs from base 159 to 2585 and encodes 808 amino acids. The transcript is spliced from 18 exons.